Myodes glareolus (Bank vole) is the source of this 1221-nucleotide messenger RNA. Lineage: Eukaryota; Metazoa; Chordata; Mammalia; Rodentia; Cricetidae. The record is from RefSeq and is a predicted model, not a curated record.
CGCGGCACUCGGGACUCAGCGCGUGGGUCCUAGUCCUCGUUGUCGCCAUGCCCGCCGACAUCAGCCAGUGGUCCGGGCCGCUGAGCCUGCAGGAGGUGGACGAGCGUCCCCAGCACGCGCUGCGGGUCGCCUACGCCGGGGUGGAGGUGGACGAGCUGGGCAAAGUGCUGACGCCCACCCAGGUUCAGAAUAGGCCCAGCAGCAUUUCGUGGGAUGGCCUUGACCCAGGGAAACUCUACACCCUGGUCCUCACCGACCCGGAUGCUCCCAGCAGGAAGGACCCCAAAUUCAGGGAGUGGCACCAUUUUCUGGUGGUCAACAUGAAGGGCAAUGACAUCAGCAGCGGCAAGGUCCUGUCCGAUUACGUGGGCUCUGGGCCUCCCAGUGGCACAGGCCUGCACCGCUAUGUCUGGCUGGUGUAUGAACAAGACAAGCCACUGAACUGUGACGAACCCAUCCUCAGCAACAGGUCAGGAGAUCAUCGCGGCAAGUUCAAGGUGGCGGCCUUCCGCAAGAAGUAUCACCUGGGAGCCCCGGUGGCGGGCACAUGUUACCAGGCGGAGUGGGACGACUAUGUGCCCAAGCUGUAUGAGCAGCUGUCUGGGAAAUAGAGGAGCCGCGGAGGCCAGCGGUCCUGGGGACCCCCACAGUGUUGUCAAGAUGUGCAAUGCAUGCUCCUUCUCCUCCUUCCUUCCCACCCCCUCGCAGGGAGUCCCGAGCUGUGCCAGGAUAGAGGUGUAGGGUGACUUCCCGCUGCCCAUCCUUAGGAUUCUAAUAACCGUAUCCAGGUUUCUGUUUGCUCGAGUUUAGUCUCCAUCUAGGAGGUGUUUGAUGUUCUGAUGGAGUCCUUGUAUUGUUAAUUUAAGAUUUGCAACCCUGAAAAGUAAAGACACUCUGCUCCAUGUGAGGGUGAGGGCUAGUGUUGUUCUGUACGUGGUUUGACAAGGACCCGCCCAGAACCAGGCGUGGUGGCAUCUUCUGAGAUGUGUUUUUAGAGUUCUGUCCCCAGCUGAGGCAACACAAGGCUUCCAUCUCAGCUGGGGCAGGCGGCUGCACAGGUGCUGGUGUCCUGUAGCUCUGAAGAACGGGGCUACCGUGCUGAGACGAGGCCCCGGAGAGAGGGCUAAGCUUUGCUUCUCAGUAGUGUGAGCAAAAGUCCCUGGAGUUCCUAGGUGUGUUAAUCUUGUCUGUACAUCAUCAAAUAAAAAUUAAGGCAUUGGA